Molecule: messenger RNA, 1125 nt
Organism: Saprolegnia diclina VS20
Lineage: Eukaryota; Oomycota; Saprolegniomycetes; Saprolegniales; Saprolegniaceae
Exons: 2
Coding region: 1-1125 (374 amino acids)
Source: RefSeq, a predicted model, not a curated record
AUGUACCAAGUCAACGCGAGCGUCAAGGGGUCGCUGCCGUUCCAGCCGUGGGCACCCGUUGUCCUCUCGCUCGACGGUCAGCACCUGCGCGUCGACUACGGCGACACGACCACCAAGUCGUACGACGUUGUCGGGUGCUCGGCCACGACCACCGACGCGACGCCCUUUGUCGUUCGUGUUCAAUUUCGCAACGGCAAGAAGCUCGUCCUCAACAUGGGCUCCCACGCGCUCCAGGCGCAGCUCAUUCAGCUGCUGACGACGACGUCAGCUCUCGACGACACGGCCAGCGUCUAUGACCAGCUCGUCGGCGUCGCCACCGCCAUCACCGACCGCGCUGCACUCGCCAAGAAAUCGAAUCUUCUGCCGUGUGGCAUCUCAGUAACCGAUGUUCAAGCUCAUCUUCGCGGCCUCAAGGAUGUCCACGACCACGUUUCUGGUCUGCAGUCGCCGCUCGCACUUUACGAGUGGCUUCUCGACACAGAGGCCGCUUACGUCGCGCGUCACCGGGACCUGCACGGGGAAGCGCACCCCGAGGUCUAUGCGCACUGCGUGUACCAGCAAGACCCGCUCAAUUAUGCGCUCGGGACAACGUCGUCGGUGCGACUGCCCGACUUCAAGACGUUCAUCGGUGUCUGCGCCUUUUGCAAGGCCGAGUACGACCGCGGUCUCUUGGAGAUCGUGUACCACGGCAAUGGCUCGUGGCCCUGUCCGCGCUGCCAGCAGCAAAUCCGACCCGACGUGUUCUUCAAGAACAAAUUUGGCACAACUGCGUUCGACGUCCCGAUGCGCAACGUGCUCGCAUCGUGCCCGCAGCCAUCGUGCCACACUCGGCUUCCUCUUCCUGCGAUACAGCGUCUGCACCUCUCCAGCGGCGCCGCUACUUGCACCGUCUGCAACCUCGCAGUGUCGUACGAGACGUACCAGAUUGCAACUCUAAUUCGCGAACACCCGUCGAUUCGCCACCAGAGCGUCCGCAACGCCGAUGGAUCGCACACGGCCCUACUGCCGACGCAGCGCGAGAUCCCGGGGAGCGGCCUCUGGUCGGCGUACCUCGAGAAAACAAAAGCAUUGGCGCAAGCCAAGUGCGACAAGUCGUCGUCGCCGCGACUGGAAAAGUUCGAGUAA